AUUUACGUAUAUUUUUCAGGCUUCCAUGGACUUACCGCCGGACAAAGCGAAAUUACUUAAGAAUUACGAUGAUGAAAAGAAAUGGGACAUAAUAUGUGAUCAGGAAAUGGUACAGGCAAAGGAUCCACCAUCCCAUUAUUUGAACAAAUUGCGCACAUACUUGGAUCCAAAAGCAUCUCGAAGUCAUCGGCUAUUCUUCCUCUACUUUCUUUGUCAGAAACGUAAAAUGGUCGGUGAGUCCACAUCGACACAGGUGCUGCGUGAUCUCGAGAUCUCGCUACGUACCAACCACAUCGAAUGGGUUAAGGAGUUUCUCGACGAUACGAAUCAGGGCCUCGAUGCACUUGUAGAUUAUCUAAGUUUCCGGCUGCAGAUGAUGCGACAUGAACAGCGCGUUGAAGAAGCACUCUCCGACUCAGACGAGCGCUUGAAUAUGACUAGCAGCCAAACGGUGGGAGGUGGUACGGGCUCAAGUGCCGCGGAUGGUUUGGGUAGUUCAUCGGUGGGAGUAAGUUCUCCUCUUAGUGGUAGCAUUAAUUUAGAUGGUGCACGGCAUCAUCAACAUUCACAUCACUCUGGCGGAAGUCUGAAUGGUUUUUUGCGUCCCUCGCUGGCCGAGGUGCUCGACAGUCCCAGCAUUAAGCGACGGUCCAGACAUAUAGCCAAAUUAAAUAUGGGUGCAUCCACCGAUGACAUACAUGUGUGCAUAAUGUGCUUGCGGGCUAUAAUGAACAACAAGUACGGCUUCAACAUGGUUAUUCAACAUAGGGAAGCUAUCAAUUGUAUCGCGUUGAGCCUGAUACACAAAUCGUUGCGUACGAAAGCACUGGUGCUAGAGCUGUUGGCUGCCAUUUGUCUGGUGAAGGGUGGUCACGAAAUUAUUUUGUCGUCUUUCGAUAACUUCAAGGACGUGUGUCAGGAGAAGCGCCGCUUCCAAACACUAAUGGAAUACUUCAUGAACUUUGAAGCCUUCAACAUUGACUUUAUGGUAGCGUGUAUGCAGUUCAUGAAUAUUGUAGUCCAUUCCGUAGAAGACAUGAAUUAUCGUGUGCACCUGCAGUAUGAAUUCACAGCACUUGGCCUGGACAAAUAUCUGGAGAAACUGCGUAUGACUGAAUCGGAGGAGCUCAAGGUGCAAAUAUCCGCUUAUUUGGACAAUGUUUUCGACGUGGCAGGACUAAUGGAGGAUUCCGAGACGAAGACUGCUGCCUUAGAACGAGUUCAAGAACUUGAGGAUCAGUUAGAGCGCGAAGUUGAUCGCAACUCAGAAUUCAUGUAUAAGCUUGCUGAGCUCGAGACAGAGGUGGCAGUGUUAAAAGCAGAACGCGAGGACUUAUUAACUACGAAACUGAAAUUUGAUGAAGAGGUCACAACGUUGCGUCGUAUACUCAAGCAGAAUGAGCAGGAACUAAAGAAGCGUGAUUCCCUGCUUCAGAGUAAGAAUCUCGAACUGCAAACAUUAACACGUUCUUUGCCGCGCUCCGGUUCGAAUAGUGAGACGUCCCUGCAAAAUGGCGGAGCUUCGCCGGACAAAUGCUCUUCCCCUCCGUUGCCUCCACCGCCGCCACCACUGCCAUAUGCCAUGUCACCUACCAACUCGGCACCUCCGCCACCUCCUCCGCCCGCACCACCAGCACCACCACCACCACCUCUUGCGCCCGGUGGAUCCAUAAGCAAUGGUGGUACACUUUCACCCACAAUGUCUGCAAAUGGUGGAUCAGUGGGUUCACGUUCACCACCUUAUGGUUCUGGUCCAAAUGGCGGACCAAUGAUGUGUGCGUUCCAACCGCCGCCGCCACCUGUCGCCGGUUUCAUGCCUGCUCCAGAUGGUGCCAUGACAAUCAAACGUAAAGUGCCGACGAAAUAUAAACUGCCAACACUUAACUGGAUAGCUUUGAAGCCAAAUCAGGUUCGUGGAACGAUUUUUAACGAAUUGGAUGAUGAGAAAAUCUUUAAGCACAUUGAUUUCAACGAAUUCGAGGAGCGCUUUAAAAUCGGUAUUGGUGGAGGAUUGACAAAUGGUAGCAGCUCUGAAGUAGAUGGCCUGCACUCUUAUCCCAGUAAGCGGUUCAAGAAGCCGGACAAUGUGUCACUAUUGGAGCAUACGAGAUUACGAAAUAUUGCAAUAUCUCGUCGCAAGUUGGAUAUGCCUAUCGAUGAGGUUAUUGCCGCCAUACAUAGCUUAGAUUUGAAGAAACUCUCCCUGGAAAAUGUGGAGCUGCUGCAGAAGAUGGUGCCCACCGAUGUGGAAGUGAAAUCCUACAAGGAAUACAUAGCUGAGCGUAAAGACCAAAACCAACUCACCGAAGAGGAUAAAUUCAUGUUGCAAUUGUCGCGCGUAGAACGCAUUUCAUCUAAGUUAUCAAUUAUGAAUUAUAUGGGCAAUUUCUUCGAUUGUCUGCACCUAAUCAGUCCACAAAUACAAGCUAUCACCACUGCUUCAAAUUCUCUAAAGAAAUCAAUGAAAUUUAAGGCCGUGCUAGAAAUUGUCCUAGCUUUCGGCAAUUAUCUCAACAGCAGUAAACGAGGUCCCGCUUAUGGAUUCAAAUUACAGUCGCUUGAUACCUUAAUCGACACGAAGUCGACUGACAAACGCACAUCACUCCUGCACUAUAUUGUGGCAACCAUCCGCCAAAAAUUCCCUGAGCUGCUCAACUUUGACACAGAGUUGUAUUGCACAGAUAAAGCAUCGCAAGUAUCGCUGGAAAACAUCGUGACAGACGUACAUGAUCUUGAAAAGGGCAUGGAAUUGGUGAAGAGGGAGGCGGAACAACGUGUGAAAGGUGCACAAACGCAUAUCCUGCGCGAUUUCCUUAAUAACUCUGAGGAUAAAUUGAAGAAAAUCAAAAUGGAAUUAAAGAAUGCUCAGGAUGCAUUCAAAGAAUGUGUUGAGUAUUUCGGGGAAUCCUCGCGCAACGCCGAUGCAGCAGCGUUCUUUGCAUUGAUUGUGCGUUUCACACGAGCAUUUAAGAUACACGAUCAAGAAAACGAACAGCGUCGUCGUCUAGAGCAAGCAGCUGCCCAGGCUGCAACCAAAAAAGAAAGCGAUCAAGUAUUACUGCGCAACAAAAUGAACCAGAAAAAACAACAGUUGCCCGGUUGUGGCUUCUCCUUACAGGACGCUGUCAUCAACGAGCUGAAAAGCAAAACGAAUUCGGUGCGUGAAAAGAAGUUGCUGCAACAAGAUGAAGUUUAUAAUGGUGCACUUGAAGACAUAUUGCUGGGGCUGAAGAGCGAACCCUAUCGGCGGGCCGAUGCAGUGCGACGCAGUCAACGCAGACGCAUCGAUAAUAACCGCCUCUCGCGAACACUCGAAGAACUGGACGUCUAAAGCGAAAGCGAAGAUGAAAAAUACGAAAUCUCGGAAAAAUUAAAAACAAAAAAAAGCAAAAAUGCUCCAUGUACAAUUAUAUUUACUAUUUUACAAGUAACAAAUUUAAUUGUAUUUUCUACAAUAGCAUAAAACGUUGAGUGAAGACUAGGGAUUUUUGAUAAAUUUUUCAAAACAGUUAUGUACAUACAUAAAUAGCAUACAUACAUAUGUCAUCCACUUGGGCACAUUCUAAAUGCAUUAAUGUAAAGUGUGCAUAGCCUUUAUUUCUAAGCCAUAAGAAAUGAUAAUGCCCAAUAUGCGCAAACACGGCGGAAUGCUAAUCUCGAACUAUUGCAAGUUGUGCAAAUUGCACAUUUUCAUCUUUUGAGUUUGAUACGAUAGACAGACGGUAGCGUAAAUGCAAAUUAAUGCGCAUUAGUGCAUUUAAACUGAAUUGACCGACUCCAAUAUGGUAACACCGUCCAUAAUUUACACCUGUUUACAAUAUUUUGCUAAUGACUCGUAUUCUUUAACAACGAUUUUUUCUUAAUUCUGCGCUUCAAUGUAUGCAGCAUGUUUGCCCAACUCCAAGCAAAGAGGUGGAAGUGAGGCAAAAUCGAAAACCGUUACUUAUUUUUCGUGAUUUUGCCAAGUGUGACGUCAGACACCUUAAUAAUACAAAGCAAACAAAUUCAGUACAUGGCUUGGUAAUAUUGUGAUUUGUGACACUUAAACUAAACAAAUAAAUGAAAACAAAUUGCCGCGUGUUAAAUUGUGAAAGCACAAAUGAAUUUAAAGCGUCCAAACGCAGUUUUUCUUGUCUUUUUUAUGCGAAUGACGCUGUGGCAAGAAAAUGUGUGUGUGUAUCAUUUCUUGUGCUGGGCAACUUCUAUUGAUUUCGCCUACUCUUCGCCUAGUCUUCGCCUUCACAAACAAGUAAUUACUCUUCCUUUUGUUUGUAUAUUCUCGGAGCAUGACGUCGCAGCGAAGUCGGAAGGCGCAAUCUCUUGUUAUAUCAUUCUAGGUACAGCACAAGGCGUAUUUAGAGAAGGUGGUGUGAUUACACUAGUUGAUUUCCUCUUCUUCUAUUAGAAAAUGAAAUGACAAAAAAUUGUUGUUGUGAAUGCGCGACAAGCUAAUGUCAUCUACUUGUCAUUCAUUGCAGUCUUCUAUUCUCUUUCCUUUGGCAGUUCUAAUUUAAAAAAAAAGUUUGUUGCUCGAAUGCUACCACCUUGAAUAUAUUCGCCUUGGUACAGCAGUAACCACGGCGAAUCCAUAUAUGGUGAUGGCGAUAGUACAAAAACAAAAUUUAGGUGUAUUUGUUUUUUUUUGCAAUUUUCUGGUUUGAAUGCCAAAAUUUCAAUCAGAAUGUAAACGAACCACCAAAUCCCAAGCAAAAAUUAAACAAAUCAGCUCUGCUACUGCCAUCACCUUGUGUGAAUCCGCCUUGCCAGUAAUGAAUUUUAAAUAAAUGCACCCACCUGUUUGACGGGUAAGAAUUUCAAUGCUCAUUGAAGCUCUCUUAAAUGCGCAUUAACCCUCUGUCAUCUGCCUCCCUAUAUGAAACAAAAGAGACUGACACUUAGUAUCAAGGCGAAUUUAUUACAGGUGACAGCAAACACAUAUAAGUAAAACCCUACAUGUAUUUGUUGUUGCGUUUGGUGCAAGCAUCAUGUCAAAAUCAGCAAGCAAAUGUAAACAUACCAAUACAUACAAACAAAGCAUAUCAUUUUGACGUAAGCCAUACCUACGGCGAAAAAUUCAGCUGGGUGAAUGCUGUCACCUUAUUAAAUCCACCUUGCUUAGUAUUAAUGCAGAGAACGUUAAAUAUAGAGAAGUCUCACGAGCUACGAAUAGUGUGAAUUGUCAAAAAUGAAGUGAAACCGCGAACACUAUUUCACCUCGCUUAACUCGACAGCGGGGAAGUUCUUAACAGGGCUGAUUACAGUGAAUUAUGUACAAGUACAUUGGCUCUGCUCAGUUUUUGGUUUCUGUAUGAAAUCAAAUUGACGAAUGCCGACGGCAUUUUGCAAGGCAUUUGCUUGUGCAUUUUUAUGUUCCCUUGGUAAACGAAAAUUUAUUCAAUUUGUAUUUUCAAACAAAGGUGAUGAAGAAAAAAUGAUUGAAUUUAUUAUAUGCGCCAAAUCAAAUCAAAGUAACUUUAAUAUUUUGAUUUAAUUUAAAAAAAUACAUUAUAAAACGACCUCUCACAUUUUGGUAUGUGCGUUUUAGUAAAUUUAAAACUAAACAAAUUUGAUGAAAAUUUUUACUAAUUUUUUGAGUCGAAAUUAAUUCAUAGCAUACAAGGAUUUUGGUAUAUCGACAUAUGUAUUUACAUUUGAAUAUGCAUUUAUUUGUUCCUUUGGCAAACCAAAUCUUUUUCAAUUUACAUUUUAUUACAGGGAAUAAUAAUAUACAUACAUUUGUACGUAUGCAUUUUCUAGAUAGUAUAAAGCUUUAAAAUAAAUAAAGGAAAACUUCAAAGAAACGUAUUUGGAUAUAUGGGACAACUAAAUUCAAUUGCAUCUUUAUUAAAUAGUGUUGCACGCAUAUGUAUGCACUGAAGCAACAUGACCUACCUCACGAGCAUCGCCUUAUCAUAUUUCAUGCAAUAAUUAGGGUGUAAAUAUUCGAAUGAUCGAAUUCCUGCAAAUGCUAAAACAACUUCUUCUGCAUAUGCAUCGACGUACAUAUGUGCAUGUGCGUAUAUGCACACUUGAUGCCCUAACUAUAUAUAUAUAUAUGUACGUUCAAUUGAUCAAAUCAAAAAAUUCUGUAUACAAAACGCUUCAUUACCAGGCACACAGGAAGAUGGCAUAUGCAAAUAUAAAUAUUGAAUUCAAGCAAAACAAUGUUUAUUAAUAUACACAUAUGCAUGUACAUACAACCGCACACACAGGGCAUUCGCUUUAUUCCUCAAAACGCGUAUGCCGUUCAAAGCUAAAAUUCUAUGCCUAGCGACUACAAGAACAAAAUGCAGUCAUAGACGCAGGCGUAGCGGCCAUCAUUCUAGUUGCCAUAGCGCUGAACAGUCGCGGCGGCGCUGAACAGUUUCAACUAUUGUACUGUGCAACAAAAACUCAUCUUCAAAAAAUUCAUUGAUAAAUUCGAGCUCAUAGUUCUAAGAGCAAGAACUUUCAUUCAUAAAACGAGCCGCCCAUAUGCCAAUUUUCUCGACAAUUCGAAAAUAGUCAAUAUUGGAAUAUUUCGCGAAGAAUUAUUUGCCAAUAUUUGAUAAAUCUUCAAUUUUCGUCAAGUCGAGUGCCCGCGGCUUCGUACAUAUGUAUGCAAAAAUAUAUGUAUGUAAAUAUGUCUUUCUAAAUGCUCGACAGCCGCAGCUGCUGUGCGUCAAGUGCGCGCAUGAGCAUACAGUAAGUUGCAGAAGAAAACAAGUAGCUUAAAAAAAGGUCUGAUUCGGACAUAUUAAUACUAAGAUAAAAUUUGGAAACAAUUAUUUUAUGUUAACUGAUAGUAGGCAAAUAGUUAAUUAGUAGAUUACUUUACGUAUGUAGUUUUUCAAUUGAUAAAAAGUGCACAAAACAUAUGCAUAUAUCUGCAGUUAGAAACUUACUCUGAAAUCAGAGCAUUUGAAGAUGCCUGUAAACAUUUCACGCUUACUGUACAUACAAUGCUGUGCCUAUGAAUGUGCGCUGCGCCUUUGAAUGCGCGCUGGAUUUCUUGAGAAGUUGUACCGUUUUAUUUUGAGCUGUGGCUGGUGAGCAUACAUACACACAGCAUAUACAUAUGCGCAAAUAUAUAUAAAUUCACAAAUGUAUAUAAAUUCACAAAUUUACAUUUGCAUAUGCCAUCUUCCUGUGCGCCUGGUAAUGAAGCGUUUGCUAUAGAGGAUUUUGAUUCAGUUGAAGGGAAUUCAACAAAGUUUUACAGACACCAGACAGACAGACAUAACAUAUGUACAUAAUUUGGAUGAUUUGGAGAAAUUCAAAUAUAUAGGUCAUAUCAAAAUGCUACCUAGCAUUCUUUGCUUCUAAUCACCAACAAAUUCUUAUCGACUGCUGCUAAAUUUACAUAAUUCAGCCCCUUACUGUUAAUUUUUGUUGAAAAAUGUGUCUGUGGUGAAAUUGUCUUCGCGAGACGAGUACCCCUCGAAAAUGAACACUUUCCAGUCAUUAAGACUUCUCUAUUCAUUAACGUUCUCUGAUUAAUGCGUUUACGAAGUGACCCGCACAUACACACAUACAGAUAUGUACAUGAAUCGAAAGAAUUAGAAAUGAUUUAAAAUGCAAAAACGAUACACGUUUAUUCUUAAGUACAUUCCUUUUAGUGUUAACAAAAUUUGCGAAUUUCAAAAAAAGGUAUAUGCAUGUAAAUGCAGGCAUUUGUUUAUUGAGCGUUAAGUAGCUUUCGUUUAAAUGACUUUUGGAAUGGAAUUAGCGAAGAAGUUCGAAAUGUUUAAAUCAAAAGUUAUGUAUUAUAGAAUUUUAAUAUAAUACACCCACACACACGCAUGCAUAUAUUUAAGAAUCUCAGCCUGCUCAUACACAUAUACAUACGUACAUAUAAAAUAUGUUUUUUGUAAAAUCUCGUAUCUUUAUUCUUUUAUUUGAUAUACCGCAUGCACAUUGUGUACCAUUUUGUAUCUUUGUGUAUGUGUUUUUUUUUUGCAUAUUUGUAUAUACUUUCGUAUAUAUUUUAUUGUUAACUAAUUUUCUAUUAUCUGUAAAUAUAUCGCAAUAACUUAAUGUGUGUACUGCAUUGAGAAAGCACAAUUUUGUUUUUUUCUGUUACUUAUAAAACUUUAAGAUUUUUAGCGUUGUAGAUACUUUUGUAUAUCUCAAAUAUAGUUUAAAAAUGGGUAAACCCAUUUCGAUACAGGUUCGUGCAUGUUAUUAAAAAUAUAUGGAUAUCUGUGUGUAGUUACAUACAUACAUAUGUGCGUUAAGCUUCCGCACAGCAUAUUCCCAAAUUAUUUCGUAUUUAAAAAAUUUAAACACAUUUUAGUUAAUUUUAGUUUUAAACAAUUUAUUCUUAAUAUGCGAAUUAUAUGCAGACAUUUGUAUUUGUUAUAUUGCCCAAAUUAACCAUAUGUAUAAAUUCUUAUGUAAUAAUUUUAUAUAUACAUAUGUUUUAUAGGUCCAUAUAUAUAAAUUGUUUAAUAAAUAUAACAAAAACAA
Molecule: messenger RNA, 8448 nt
Organism: Anastrepha ludens (Mexican fruit fly)
Lineage: Eukaryota; Metazoa; Arthropoda; Insecta; Diptera; Tephritidae
Gene: Frl
Product: formin-like protein
Exons: 8
Coding region: 26-3331 (1101 amino acids)
Biological process (GO): cell migration; regulation of cell shape; cortical actin cytoskeleton organization
Cellular component (GO): cytosol
Molecular function (GO): small GTPase binding; actin filament binding
Source: RefSeq, a predicted model, not a curated record